This is a messenger RNA of Periophthalmus magnuspinnatus, 4275 nucleotides long. Its product is annotated as guanine nucleotide exchange protein SMCR8-like. Bases 277 to 2808 code for a protein of 843 amino acids. NCBI's taxonomy places the organism in Eukaryota, Metazoa, Chordata, Actinopteri, Gobiiformes, Gobiidae. Gene Ontology annotation, molecular function: GTPase activator activity. The transcript is spliced from 8 exons. The record is from RefSeq and is a predicted model, not a curated record. Gene Ontology annotation, cellular component: guanyl-nucleotide exchange factor complex.
CCCAGUGUCAGAUGUCCAGAGCUCCUGUCAGAAACGCUGUGGUCUGUCCUCUCUCUGAACACCGCGGUAAACAGCCCCACGGCCAAACACAGGACCACGCAACACGAGGGGGGCACUCAGAGUAAUGCUUGACUUUUCUCCCCAGAGGAACUCAAGAAAUCCCGGGACAGAGGUUAGCAAACCGUGUGACCGUUGCGCGCCCUCGGGGGACUAGUUUCUCUUCUCCGUUACUUUGACACACCAAAGCGCCGUCUCAGCUGAUGCGCCUCCACCAUCAUGAUCGGCUCCCCGGACCUGCUCGCCUUCUCCGGGGCUGAUGGCUUCGGGGAGGGCUCGGAGGAGGAUCUGGAGGCUGUGAGUCUGCCCGAGGAGCUGUCUGUCCCGCUGCUCGGCCCGGAUAACCCCUGGAGCUCCUGCGCACGCUUCAACCGAGACUUCAUCCUGGUGGCAGAGUUCUCCGAGCAGGUGGGCCCGUCUCCUGUGCUCACCAUCCCGGACGACCCCAGGCUCAUGGGCUCUUUUGACCUGAACCACUUCUCUGUACGCAUCAUGUCGGUGGACUACCAGGCGUCCGGCCCCGCUCCGGCCCCACACUUGGGCCCCGGCCCCAGGCUAAAUUUCAGUGAGGACUCCCGCGUGGUGCUGGGGGACUCAGCAGAGGACACCUAUGCCUACGUCCACCACGUGACCCUGUUGGACCUGGAGGCGCGGGGGAUGGUGCGGCCCUUCUGCAUGGCCUACGUGUGCUCCGACCAAGCCAAGCUCAUGGACAACUUCUGCGAGCUCUCCAGCGGCUUCUCCAGAGCCUCAGACAGUCUGAAGACGGGCAACAGGCAGGCCUUCUCCAUGGAGCUGCAGAGGAAACUCCAAGAGCUUGAGUUCAAGCGUCUGUCUCUGAAGCAGGAGACGGCUCUUUCCCCAGGCCCCGUAGAGAACCAUCUGACUGGAGAACCCACGGAGCUGGAGAACGUGGAACUGUCCAUCCACACCCACCGCGAGCUUCUGCGCCAGGUCACCUCCUACCCCAACAGGAAGCUCAAGCAGCCCGACUUCCUGCCCUACGACCCCGCCGACUCCCUCCCGGACUCUUCCCCCCUGACCUCUGACCCCUGUGAUCCCGCACCCUCGCCCCGUCCCCAGCACCAGCUCAAGACCCUGCCCGAGCUGUGUAACCCAUACUUCCUGACGCUGAUGAAGGAGCAGCUGGCGGACACGGAGACGAGGCUGCGCGGGGACCGGGGUGUGCUAAGGACGUCCUGUGUCCUCGGCUCACUCUCUAAAAGACUACCACUCACCCACUUUCUGUUUGAGCUGUGGGCAAGCGAUGGUGAGGAGGAGGAGGAGGAGGAGGAGAGGGAGAAGAGCAAUGCCGCAGCUCCACGCAGCUCAGAGCCUCCUGAUGCUGACCCGCUCAGCCUGGAGUCCUUCUUCUCCUGUGUGGAGGAGAUCCCCAUAAAGAUGGAGGCAGAGCGCCGACACACAGUGACCCCUGACCUUGCCGUUUCCAUGGAGAUGACGGGGAGUGUGAGCAGCAGUGACAGCAUUGAGGUACUGGGGACAGAGAGGUCCUUCCGUACACAGCAGACCAUCGGUGGCUGUGAGAGCAAAGAGCCUCCAGCCCUGAUGGGGGAGUCCUCAGCCAAGUGUGUAACUGUAGAUGUGGGUGUGAGGCGGGUCAGAGCAUACGCCCGCAGAGCGAACAGUGAGGACAGCAUCGAAGUCCUGAGCACUACGGACUCCAUUAUCCCCGAAGACCUGAGUGCCAUCACCGAGGAGGCCGAGCACUCCCCUCUGCUCAACGAUGGGGCACUCCCUGAGGUACUUCCAGAGGUACUCCCUGAGCCCCUCCCUGUGUCCCUACCAGAACCACCACAACAACCUGUAGUCCGACUAAAGAACACACAUGUGCGGGUGGAACAAGGGACAGCAGCAGCAGAGCCCCCUCUGGACCCCUCAGACUGGCCAACCCCUGGCCCUCUGUCCUUGGUGCACUCUCUUCAUGUCCCCUCCUUGUCAGCGGUCACUCGUUGGUCCCAGGGCAGCACUCCGGCCCGGCUGCUCAGCCUUGACGAGCGCUCGGACAGCACCAGCGCCACAGGCUCCUCUGAGCCCCCUCGAUCUGGGCUGUCCUCCGCACAGGGGUUGAGGAGGAGGCUCAGGAGGCGCAGGAAGGCGGGUCUGCGGGCUCUGCGCUUUCUCAAACAGCACUCCUUCUGCCAGCCCGCACUCUAUUGUCUGCUGUCAGGGCGCCCCCUAGUGGUGCUAGGGGAGGAGGAGGCUCUGGUGAAGAAGGUGGUGGAUGGGCUGAGGCUGUUUGUGCCUGCACCCGGUCCAGACGAGCGCACCAUCCUGCCCAGUCUGACCAGCUCUCUGCAGCUCACUGAUCUGCUCACCUGGAGGCUCAUCGGCAUUCACAGGACAUCAGGCAGUGCCUGCGCUGGGGUGGUGGCCUCUCUGAACCGCUACAGCCGCUACCUUUCAGUGCUGGACCUGGACCAGAGGAGCCUGAGGGCCCCGGCCUAUUCAGGCGUUCUGAUUGGUAGGCUGGCAGAAGCUCAGUGUGGCUUUAGCAAAGGCCUGACAUACCUGCUGCACCUGGAGAGUGAACUGAGCGCGCUGCAGAACCAGGCUCUGCUCUACGCCUUCUGUCCUCCUUACAGAGAGCGUCCCCUCCUGACAGACUGUGACCGCAGAGUACUGCACUUCCUGUCUGACCUCAUGGCCCAGCACCAUGCUGGGUAUGGCCCCCCAGUGUUAGGCUUCACCUACUGCUCCACACAGCUGCACAGGAACACUGCUGCCCCCUAGAGCCUGGGACAUGUCAUUUUUACUGUGAACAGUGCAAUAUUUAGGAUUUUACUCCUUUUAACUAUGAUUUAUUAUGGUCUUCAUUAAAAUCUAAAGGUUCACUUGGUGUGAUGAGUGAACCUUACAUGUGUCACAGCUGAGAUAGGGUUUAUUCUUAACUGCUGUAACGUUUUUAAACAGACUGUUUGCACAUCGAACAACUCAUGGACAUAGACAGAAUAUACCUUCAGGUUGUGGCUUCUCUUCGGUUUAACUGCGCACUUCCUUUUAAUCCAACUGAUUUGUUCUGUUUUGUGUAGCAGGUUUGAAACAUUUGACCUUGAAACAUUCUCAGGGUUUAUCAAAACAAACUCGCUGAAAUGUAGUGACUGGAAAUGCAGGUUUUGCUGUUUCAAGAUGUCAUUAUGAACCAACUGGAUGCUCUGCAAACAGGAGCCACUCUCACUUUACUGCUGUGCACUCGUGAUCAAACUAAUUAAACAUGCUGCUCAAUAAUACACUUUGCACCUUUUUAUUAAGAACGCAUUGCUGAUUUUAUUUAACUUUCACCAUAAGAUUUCAAAUGAUUGGCAUAGAAACUCUCAAACAAAAUAAAAAUAAGCUUUGAAUAACAUUAAAGUGACAAACAGGAACUCCAUUAGCAGCAGCAGCUAGAUCUGAGCAGGCCUCCACCUCUCUGGAGACCUCUGCUGGACAUCUGUGGGCAAAGCAACCAUCAUUUGUGUGAAUAAAGGAAUAAAAAUGGGUGUAGAAGUUUGUAUUUCAAAAUUUACGACAAAAAAAUAAAAACCUGAGAGUAACUAUGUCGAGAUGAAAAGGUGAGUAGACCUAUUAUGCAAAAUCGACUUUUCAGAGCUUUUUCCCAUGUUAUAGUUGUUUCCACUCACCAUUUACUCACCCGAAGCUGCAUUUGGAUUUGUGCGUGUUUGAGGAAUCUUAAAUCUUAUUUUCAAGAUGCCUUUUUACCAAUCAACUCUCGUUUUCAUCACCAGCGAUAAACACCCACUGCUCUAUGCUUAGUUGUCCAAUUUUAUUUUCUUAAUCUGUGAAAUGUGUAGGAUUUGGAAGUGUCUGGUAGUGAUUUUGGUACAAAUGAAAAAACUGGCUAGUGUGAUGUGUAUAUCCAUGAGUGUAGCAGUAGAGUGACUUUGUUGUGAUGACAUUUACGUCGGCUCCCAUUGGGCACUACACUUGCUUUUUUUGUGAUGUCAUUUUAGAUGACAUUGUGAUUUUUAAAUGUCCAAAUUUAUAACAAUGGUCCACGGGUGUCAUGGAUUAUAACUAUGUAGCGAACGCAAGCACAAUAGGUCUUCUUUAAAAAAGCAGUGCUGAAUGUAUGACAACAAAAAUGCAAGCCCAAAAUUUUGAACUUUACCGCACUUUUAAAUGAUGUCAGAAAAUAAUCAACUCUGCUACUCUUUGUACCUUUUUAAUUGCCCCUGGGGGAUAAAUAAAGUGAUUGAAUUC